GACUCGGCCAGUGCAGACAGGUGCCUACUCAUAUGAGACAGGCUGGGCCGAAAGCGCACUUGUGGUGUCCGCCAGCGACGAAGAUCAGCGGCGGAAAGAGCAGUGUUCCCGCGCAGCAGGAAAAAGCUGUGCUUCGUGUCGCGUCAGCAAGUAGGAGGGAGGGGUCGACUCCAGAUUAGAAGAGACAGUGUGUGUCGUGGUGCGCAUGUGUGUCUUGGGGGCAGGGUGUGGAGCGGGCCGCACAACGCAGUGAGUGCGUGGGUGCAGUAAGUCUGCUGGACAUGGUGACUGGACUGGAGUAAGUCGAAUGAACGGUGGACCAAAAAUACGCACCCACGCACGCAGUCAGUAGUAGUGAGUCGACCGUGGACCAAAAAUACGCACGCACGCACGCAGCACCAGUGCACCAGCCGACGGCCGUUGGGGUUGAGCUGAUCGCCGAUGAACGACAAGACGGGCGCCACACUCGCCCCGGCCCCAUCCGGCGAUGAGAUCCGGUCCACACCGUCAGGCACGGCCCCGGCAUCAUACGUACGUCGGUGUGACGAAGGGGAGGUCGCGGUCGCCUCCCUCGAAAUCGCCGGGGUUGUCGACAGGCGCUCAGAUAGUCAGGCCAGUCGCCCCACCUGCUGCCGUCCCUCACUAGACACAGGGCAACGAACAGGAUGUUGGCCUCGCGACGCACGUCGAUGGCCAGCCUCCCUCCUGGUGGAGCUGCGCGAGCCAGCGAACUCCGCAUGUGGGCUGGGCUUCGUGUGUGGGCUGCUGUGAGCAGCGGGUCUGCCGGAUGGCCUCGCCCGCUGCUCACUUGACCGACGGGUCUGCCGGAUGGCCUCGCCCGCUGCUCACUUGACCGACGGGUCUGCCGGAUGGCCUCGCCCGUCGAUCGCCGAGUGAGCAACGGGUCUGCCGGAUGGCCUCGCCCGCCGCUCACUCGACCAACGGGUCUGCCGGAUGGCCUCGCCCGUCCCUCGCCGAGUGAGCAGCGGGUCUGCCGGAUGGCCUCGCCCGCCGCUCACUCGACCAACGGGUCUGCCGGAUGGCCUCGCCCGUCCCUCGCCGAGUGCCCAAGGCCCACAUGCGAAGGCCGCCGUCAAGCGACCAACUCUCACCUGUAGGUCGAACACAUACAGACAGAAGUGAGUGAGGUGCAUUGUCUGCGGCGUAUCAGAGCUCGCCCAUUCCCAAUCCCUCACCAGUAAGUGUGUGGGUGGGGUGGCCGUGGUGUCGUCCAUGGGCAUGACGAUUGUCGUCUCCACCAUGUCCCUUUUGGCCAUUUCCCUCUUGACCCACUCACGGAACGUCGAUAUGUUGCCGAACUCAUACACCGGCCCCUCGGCAGCAGAUUGGGUGGCCACACUCGUCCCCCUGGUGGACGUCCUCGAGCGUGGCGCCGUGGUGGUCCCGUCGGCUGCCUCGAGCAGGUCGCCACCUGUGUGUGACGAUGGGCUCGGGAGGGGUGUGGACGAGGGGGUGGCGCUGCGGACACGGCGAGUGCUCGGGGGUGCGUCUGCGGCUGAACUGGCGCCCUUUCUGAGGGGACUGCUGCCGAUUGCUGCUGUGGGCUCGACCCUCGACACACAGCUGGAGCUGAGCAGGGAAAUAGACAGACAGCAGAAAGGCAUGUUGAUGCACCCAGACGCUGCUGCUCUGGGUGGGGGUGAUGGUCGAGUAGGCCAGCGAGAGGGCGGGGGAGGGGAGGAGGGAGGUCCGCUGGGUGCCGGUCGGCUGCACCUGGGGCACUGGGACGUCAGGCAACGCCGUGGUGUCGUCCUGUAGCUGCUUUGCCGUGGUCGCUAGGUCCUGCUGUUGCUCGGGGCGGGCAUCUUGGUAGCGAAUGAAGUCAGCUGGCACCUGCUGCUGUGGCCCAUCCUGCUUGGGCAAGACCCAUGAGGGCACCAGCAU
Molecule: messenger RNA, 1905 nt
Organism: Vitrella brassicaformis
Lineage: Eukaryota; Vitrellaceae
Source: the annotation of a GenBank genome assembly